Messenger RNA from Frankliniella occidentalis (western flower thrips), 1543 nucleotides. RefSeq names its product ADP-ribosylation factor 6 (gene Arf51F). Gene Ontology annotation, molecular function: GTP binding; GTPase activity. Bases 245 to 772 code for a protein of 175 amino acids. The transcript is spliced from 5 exons. The record is from RefSeq and is a predicted model, not a curated record. Gene Ontology annotation, biological process: vesicle-mediated transport; intracellular protein transport. Gene Ontology annotation, cellular component: cytoplasm. NCBI's taxonomy places the organism in Eukaryota, Metazoa, Arthropoda, Insecta, Thysanoptera, Thripidae.
UGACGCGACUACUCACGAAAACCCGUUAUGUGACCCUAACCGCCAUGGGUCGCCACGGCUAAGCCUAACUAACUAAUCAAUCUUCCAGUUUUAGAGUGUUUUCUUUUGAAAAUGUCUUUUUCUGUUCAUUCCAAUCUUUUGAAACACAAGUAUCUCGUGUCAAAUUCCAUGAUUUAGUGUGCCACUUGGUCCACAUCGAAUCUUUUUAAAGUGAAGAAACUGUACGGAGGCCUAGUCGGACAGGAUGGGCAAAAUUCUGUCCAAAAUUUUUGGCAACAAGGAAAUGCGAAUAUUAAUGUUAGGCCUAGAUGCAGCAGGAAAAACAACUAUUCUGUACAAAAUGAAACUUGGGCAGUCAGUUACAACAAUUCCCACCGUGGGCUUCAAUGUAGAAACAGUUACUUAUAAAAAUGUUAAAUUUAAUGUUUGGGAUGUGGGAGGGCAAGACAAAAUUAGACCACUUUGGCGACACUACUACACAGGAACUCAAGGUUUGAUAUUUGUUGUGGAUUGUGCUGAUCGAGAUCGUAUUGAUGAAGCUCGUCAGGAAUUACAUCGUAUUAUCAAUGAUAGAGAAAUGAGGGAUGCUAUCAUUCUUAUUUUUGCAAAUAAGCAAGAUCUCCCGGAUGCUAUGAAACCCCAUGAAAUUCAGGAGAAACUUGGGCUAACACGUAUAAGAGACCGCAAUUGGUAUGUUCAGCCCUCCUGUGCCACAACAGGUGAUGGACUAUAUGAAGGACUGACGUGGCUCACAUCAAACCAUAAACUAUGAGGUGAGGUCAGUCCUUUCUCUUAGCUGCCAGUGGUCCAAGACUGAAAAUGCUAUCGUCCGUUAGACACUCAAUGAGAUUUUGUCUUUAAGUUCAAGCUUGGCAGGUGUGAUGGAUUGCAUGUUUUAGUAUGCAGGAUUGUCAGGAUGAGUGUUGUUUGUUGGGUUGGUUUUGUACUACUUUUUCCACAGCUGGGAGGACAGUUGGCAUUCUAGUUCAAACAAGCAAGUCAGUCUUUCCUGUUUUUUAACAAAAAUUGGCAGAACCAGUAGCUUUAUAUUUGUAAAUAUGAAGGUAUGUCUGGAUAAAAACACACGAACCCUAACAUUCUCUUCAGCCUUCAUGUUCUGGGCUUGUAGUUGAGAUUGUUGUAAUUUUAACUUCAUCAAUUUUAUGUGUUGGUUUUGUUGUACAUUUGAAUUAUGUUGAUACUCCGGCUUUUUCUCAUUGUGAUGUUUUGUGGCCUACCUACCGUACUAUUGUUUGUAUCAGAAGUUCAAAUUAUGCUGUAAAUAUUAUUGAGUGAACGUUUAAUGAGUACGGUUUCAGAUACUGAAGUUUGGGCGAGAAUAUGUUUGAGAGUCAGUUGUUGCCUUUACUUGUUCUUGCCAAUGUCAAUUUAAAUAGGAAGCCCUGCUCUUUAUACAUUUGUUGUAAAUGUAAAUAUAGAUAUUAUUAUCAAGUAUGGACCUUUGCUCUAGCAAGCAAUAAAAUGGGUUGUAAAUAAAGAGUUAAAUAUUUAUGUACAUUAAAUAACAUAAUUACUGGCUCAA